GCACAUUAGUUGGCAGUUCAAACACUGAGACAAUAUUUUCCCCUUUUCUGCAAUUAAAGCGAUGAGUGUUUACAUCCUCCAUGUUUGCAUGCUGUUCCACAUUCAAAGUGCAUUGUUUUCUGGAAGAAAACAUCCACCCGAGCCCUCCCUGCAUUCGUCCGAAAGCUCUCCAAAUCCCCAUUUCAUCGAGAAACGGAGAUGUCUAUCUAGUGUUUCCUUAUUUUUCUGCAGGAAGGCACUCGACUUGUUGACUUCCUCUCCCCUCCCUUCCUUCCCUUCUCUCCGAAGGUACUCAUCUGAAAAAUGAGAACAAAGUGAUUGUUCCUGUUCUCUUUCUUAAGUCCCUCCAAAAAAGCUCAUCUGUGGAAGGGCCGCGCAUUGUCAGGAGGGAGCGGGAGGGAGAACGGCCGCACGGAGCCACGGCACCACGGCAAAACAACUCUGGCGCAGCAGGAUCAAGAUGGAAACAGUCCAUUUCUCAACAUCAACAAGACCUCGAUUCAGAGAAGACGCUCGUCAACCAGAUCAGCACAGGUUCUAUGUUACCCAACCUUCCAUCAUUAUUAAGACCCCUAAGUGUUCCCUGUCAAGAUAUCCCAAUGGAGACAGCGGUAGCCCACCGCAGGGUUCGCCUGAUUUUGUCUCCAUGCUGAGCCCGAGUCACAUCCACACAGAAGGGUCCCAAAAACGCAAAAGGACUCCUUUCAAAAUGGAUGCCCAUGAGUGUGAGAGUGGUGAGGAGGAGGAAAGAGGCAUCCCGAAAUCAGGCAACCUCGCCCACAUCUCCUUCCCGUCUCAUCCCGUUCCCUUCUCACCCACUGUCUCACCCGGUAUGAUCGAGCUGAGCAGGCUGCAGUUUCAUCGCAGGACCGCCCCCGUUGACAUUCCGGUACAGGUGAAGCGGGAGCCUCUCAGUCCCCCUCCAAUGUGGCCUCCACCUCCUUUCCUCAUCCACCCAUCAUACUUCCCACCUCUCCACCACAGCCUCAUCCCAUAUCCCUUCUUCAUGCCCGGCCCCGUCGUGCCCUUCCCGCCCAGGGAGGACGUCAGGCCCGCGCACCGCGGUCUCGACGCCCCCCCUCGAGGCGGGCCGAGGGCCGGCGAGAAGCCCGGCUUUGACGUCCACGUGGACGACAGCUACUACGUGGACGUGGGCGGCGAUCAGAAGCGGUGGAAGUGCCGCAUGUGCGACAAGUCCUACACGUCCAAGUAUAACCUGGUCACGCACAUCUUGGGCCACAAGGGCAUCAAGCCCCACGGGUGUCACCUGUGCGGGAAGCUCUUCAAGCAGCUGAGCCACCUGCACACGCAUCUGCUCACCCACCAGGGCAUGAGGCCUCACAAGUGCCAGGUGUGCCACAAGGCCUUCACCCAGACUAGCCACCUGAAGAGACACAUGAUGCAGCACAGUGACGUCAAGCCUUACAGCUGCAGCGUGUGUGGCCGAGGCUUCGCCUACCCCAGUGAGCUUCGCGCCCACGAGCUGAAGCACGAGAAAGGCCAGGACAACGUGUGCGUCGAGUGCGGUCUGGACUUCCCCACGCUUGUCCAGCUCAAGAGACAUUUGACUGCCCACCGCGGCCCCACCUUGUACAGGUGCACCGACUGCCAGAAGACAUUCCAAUACCCAAGUCAGCUGCAGAACCACAUGAUGAAGCACAAAGACAUCCGGCCGUACAUCUGCAGCGAGUGCGGGAUGGAAUUCAUCCAGUCGCACCACCUCAAGCAGCACACGCUCACUCACAAAGGCGUGAAGGAGCACAAGUGUCGUAUCUGCGGCCGAGAGUUCACGCUGCUGGCCAACAUGAAGCGCCACGUGCUCAUCCAUACCAACGUGAGGGCCUACCAGUGCCACAAGUGCUUCAAGAGCUUUGUCCAAAAGCAGACGCUCAAGGCCCACAUGAUCGUCCACUCCGACAUCAAGCCUUACAAGUGCAAGCUGUGCGGCAAGGAGUUCAACAGGAUGCACAACCUCAUGGGUCAUAUGCACCUCCACUCGGACAGCAAACCCUUCAAGUGCCUCUACUGUCCCAGCAAGUUCACUCUGAAGGGAAACCUCACCAGACACAUGAAGGUGAAGCACGGCAUCAUGGACAGAGGGUUGGAUGAAAGAUUGUUCCGACAACGAGGACGCUUCUGCUUCUCCUCACCCAUGAGCCUCCUGAGUCGUUUCAACCAAAAAGAGCCGUUUGAUCUUUCCCAGAAGCCUCCAGGCCUUCCCGGUCUUCAUCUUCCCCAGUCUGACGGCGAGAGUGUGCCUGGUAGCUCUUGCCAGGAGGAGGAUGAGGAGAGUUUAUACAGACACAGUCAGUACAGCCCUGACGAGGAUCAACACGAGCGCUCGGGGCGUGAGGUGGUGGGAGGCCGGGGGUCUCCGGCUAGAGACGGACACUUGAAUGCAACAUGGAGACGGAUUGAGUCUCGGCCUCGUUACGAGGCGGCUGAGAGAAGUCACAGAGAGUCAGGUGACCACGCUGCUGAGUCUGAAUUGGAAGAGGAGCUUGACAAUGUGACAAAGAGCAAAUUACAGAGAGACAUUGUCAGGGAAUCGACCGGGCCACUGGGCAGGGAAGAAAAAGCAAAGAAAGAGGAUGAAGAGUAAAAAGAGGACGCAGGUUUUGCAGAAUGCUGAGAGUUGAGACGAUGUGCAGACUACUCACAAAAUGUUCGGGGUAUUCAACUUUCAGGUGAACUUAAUCAGACCAUCUCUAAACUUUUGAAUGCACUUGUCCAACUGUUAAUGUUGCAAUGCUACUGUAUUUGCACAACUUGCUGUUCUCUAACAAACAAAGACCUGAAUGGUCUGUUCGAUCUAUGGACAAAUACGUAUCUUGGUUCAAUGGGAAUUGGUAUGUCAAACAGCCGUCUCCAUCAUCCUGUUGCCAUUUUCACAUCAUGAGACGACGCCUAACAACUGAUCGAAAGUACCUUGCCAUUGCGAGAUUUCAAACAGGAUGUGGUCAGGGGGAAGUGGUCACUGUGCACAAAUUGUAAUCAGCAGGUUAAAAAAGAGGUAGGGAAAGACGGGAAGAAUCACAGAGAGGUAUAGAAAUGGAUAUGUGCCUGCAAAAGUUCAGAGAAUGUCAAAUUAAGUUUGAGGUUUAUCCUGAAAUUCACCCAAAAGCUAAAUAUCCAUCACUUUUAUUGUGUGUGAGUGGUGUAUAUGUGAGGACUGAAGGACGUGUGCAUGAACUCAGCUGACUGCAAAAUGAACCGUAGCAAUGAAAGCUGUGAAGAAUACAUCUUGUACAAUUGCUCUCAGGUGCAAGAAAGAACAUUCUACAAGAAAAAGUAUAUGUAGUUAUUUGGAAUACGUUCCACUCUAACCGCAUUUCUUCAAAUAGUGGCCGCCGCUCUGAUAGGCAUCAUGAAUAAAUAAAAAUGAAUAGACGCCUCCUUAUUUUCAUCCGUUAUCCAUUUUCUAUACUGCUUGUCCUCACUAGAGUCACGGAUGAGCUGGGGACUCUCCUAGCUGACUUUGGGUGGGAGUCGGGGUACACAUAGCCAAACAAUCAUUCACAUUUUUAAAUCUAGAAUCUGCAAUUAAGAUGCAUGUUAUUGGAAUGUGGGAGAAAGCCAACACAAGCACAGAGAGACUAUGCAAACACGAGAUUGGAACCUAUGACCUCUCGACUGUGAGGCUGUCUUGCUGACCACAAGUUCACCUUGCUGCCCGACUCCUUUUUUUUCCCCCCAUAGAAAAAACAAAUAGGUGGUGCCACUUGGUUUAUGAUGACUGAUAUGUUUACAUGUCAUCGCUGUUUCUAUACCACAACACACACGGCAUUGUAAAGCAGACACGGCAUCUGUAAAGCUGAUGCUUAAAGAGAAAGUGUUGUGCUGUAUAUUGCACUGCAUAUUCCAGAGUAAAAGCUGAGAAACAUUCCAAGAUCAAUGGGGAAAAUUCUCUACCCUUAGGUGAGUGAUGGCACCCAUAAUAUAAUAUAGAAUAACAUGCUUUUUAUAAUGCUACAUAUCACAGUAAAUAUUUUAUUUAUAUUGCGCAAAAUGGUAUAGCAGGAGGCACGGUGGACGACUGGUUAGAGCGUCUGCCUCACAGUUCUGAGGACCCGGGUUCAAUCCCCGCCCCCGCCUGUGUGGAGUUUGCAUGUUCUCCCCGUGCCUGCGUGGGUUUUCUCCGGGCACUCCGGUGUCCUCCCACAUCCCAAAAACAUGCAUGUGGGUAAAUUGAUGACUCGAAAUUGCCCGUAGGUGUGAAUGUGAGUGCAAAUGUUUGUUUGUUUGUUUAUAUGUGUCCUGCGAUUGGCUGGCAACCAGUCCAGGGUGUACCCCGCCUCCUGCCCAGUGAUAGCUGGGAUAGGCUCCAGCAGCCCGCUUCCCUAGUGAGGACAAGCGGCUCAGAAAAUGGAUGGAUGGAUAGAUGGAUGGUAUAGUAUAUUAAUCUAAAUAUGAUUUAAUAUUAUUAUAGAAUUUUUUUUAAACAUAUAAUAGCCUGCCCCUGGUACUCUCUGCAGUUGAGUAAAUAAAUACCCUUUGCCCCUAUAUGAGGAAUUACGGUAUUUCAAGUCAUUAGAUGUUUUUUAUAUAUGGUGUGAAUGAUGUGAGCUACUCCAAUCAUUGAGUCUAUUUUUGAAAUAAACUGUGAUUUUGCA
Phyllopteryx taeniolatus (common seadragon) is the source of this 4613-nucleotide messenger RNA. It is a transcript of the gene znf366, whose product is annotated as zinc finger protein 366. Gene Ontology annotation, molecular function: DNA-binding transcription factor activity, RNA polymerase II-specific; RNA polymerase II cis-regulatory region sequence-specific DNA binding. Gene Ontology annotation, biological process: regulation of transcription by RNA polymerase II. Gene Ontology annotation, cellular component: nucleus. The record is from RefSeq and is a predicted model, not a curated record. Lineage: Eukaryota; Metazoa; Chordata; Actinopteri; Syngnathiformes; Syngnathidae. Bases 461 to 2602 code for a protein of 713 amino acids. The transcript has 7 exons.